This is a messenger RNA of Toxotes jaculatrix (banded archerfish), 1216 nucleotides long. It is a transcript of the gene gadd45ab, whose product is annotated as growth arrest and DNA-damage-inducible, alpha, b. NCBI's taxonomy places the organism in Eukaryota, Metazoa, Chordata, Actinopteri, Toxotidae. The record is from RefSeq and is a predicted model, not a curated record. The coding region runs from base 82 to 552 and encodes 156 amino acids. Gene Ontology annotation, cellular component: nucleus; cytoplasm. Gene Ontology annotation, biological process: regulation of cell cycle. The transcript has 4 exons.
UUUACCGGUGGGAACACGGAGUCAGGACACACACACACGCUGACACACGCUCUGGAUAUUGUGGGACACCGAGCCGCUCGGAUGUGCAAUAUGACUUUUGAAGAAAGCGGAGAAAACUCUUCAGAAAGGAUGGAAUCGGUGGCGAAAGCAUUAGAGGAGGUCCUGAGCUCUGCGUUGCCUCAGGGUUGCAUCACUGUUGGAGUCUAUGAGGCAGCAAAGUCACUAAAUGCGGAUCCAGAUAAUGUGGUGUUGUGUCUUCUGGCCACAGACGAUGAGGAGGAUGUGGCUCUCCAGAUCCAUUUCACCUUAAUCCAGGCAUUCUGCUGCGAGAAUGACAUCAACAUCCUGCGGGUGAGCAACAUGAGGCGUCUGGCAGAAAUCCUUGGUGGAGUGAAACCUGGAGGGGAGCCCAUGGACCUGCACUGUGUCCUUAUUACUAACCCUCAGGCGUCCCAGUGGAAGGACCCUGCACUGAGCAAAGUGAACAGAUUCUGCAGAGACAGUCGCUGUUUGGAUCAGUGGGUUCCUGUCAUCAACCUGCCCGACCGAUGAGACCGACGGGAAUCUUCAUGUAUUGUGUGCAACGGGGGAAAAGUAACUUCACAAGGCCUGUGUUCAUGUCUGUGUUGGACUCCUUUGGAAAGCGGCCCAAACAGAGAAGGGAGGGCCGGAAAAAAAAGAACACAAGGAAGAGAAGCGUUCCAACCAAUUUACCAGGUCAGGGUGAACUCGUGGGCCAAGGAAGAGUGACUCAGCAGUCUUGGUUCCAGGAUUUCUAACGUAUGACUGCGCCUUUUUCUACUGAGAUAGAAGCCUUUACAGGAAACUGAAUCAUGUGAGUGGACAAACACACAUGGUGGUGAGAACAAGCGCAGGACUGGGGAAGAGCAGACAGAGCCUCAGCAGACAGGACUGCAGGAAGUGGACCACGCUGGAGUGGACCGGUCAGAGCUCUCAGCUGGAAGAGCUCCUCAUGAAAAUUUGACCAAAAUCCAAGGAUUUCUCUAACAGCACAUUUAUUUAAUGUUAUUUAAGACUUGUCACUUUGAUAACUCAAAAGGGAAAGUUUCCACGGUUUAUUAUUAUCUAAAGGGCAAUGCAAUGUUUGGACUUGUCCACUAACUGAUGUUUUUACGUGUUAUUAAUUUAAUGAAUUAUAUUUAUUGUGCAUAGUUCAUUGAAUUUGUUGAAUGAAAUAAACAAACAACCAACAGUU